UCCCGCGCGUGGGCGCGCGCGCGGAUGGUCUCUCUCGCUCGCUCUCUCUCUCCAACGUCCUGCGCUUCCAGCGCGGAACUCCUUGUCUGUCGGGCUGACGAGCCGGGCUUGGGCUGCACCGUCUUCCCCUCCCCGCCAGCCCUGUGAGCGAGAGCCGGCCGGCCGGCCGGCGGGCGAAAGCGGAGCGAGGAUCGAGCGAGGCAGGCGGCGACAGCGGCCAGCAGCCGCGGCAGAUCAUCGCGCCUCUUCACACAAGUGGCAGCAAGACUCUUAAGGAGGCGGCCGGGGGGAGAAGCCGCUCCCCCUCCCCCUAGGGGAAGUCAGCUAGGCAACCCGCAAAAACUUUUGAUUCCCCCCCGCCAAUCCCAGGGAAGUCUGGGCGAGCUGCAUUUUACUCCCAGUUAUUUUGCAGCGGGACAGAUUAGUUCAUUUGCUGCACUGCCCGUAGGCACAGUCAUCCUUCACUCGUUUUCAAAAAAAAGUAAAUGGCAAACGUUAAAAGAAAACCUAGAAUCCGAGGCAACUGCGAAUCUGCCUCCUAAUCCCGCAAACACAAUGAAUGAAAGAAGGGGAUGGAAGUUUGGGAACUGAAAUCCGGAGAGUGUAUACGGCUGGAAGUUUGAGCAAGUUUGACGUUAUUCGAGGACAGUCGGAGAUUCAAGUUCUGCUCUCUGUUGAGGGGGGUUCCUCCCCCUAACUUGCGUUUCAGUCCGGCGCUCGGCAGCGAGAGUCCAUUAAUGUAUCAGUAGCUCUCAGACCUCCUCGUCCAACCUUCGACGGAUUCUGGUCUGAACAAGAACUCUCCGCUUCCGAAGGAACUUGCAGGGAAUCUAGCUUCGGGGCGAGAAGGAUUCUAAACUGCGGAAUGACCAUGGCGAGGAAGUCUGCGCUGGAAGGAUGCCUUUUGCUGGCUCUUUUACUUAUGUUCAGCGCUGCAUCGCGGGCACAAGAUGAUGUGCCGCCUUAUUUCAAAACGGAGCCUAUUCGCUCACAGAUCCACUUGGAGGGAAACCGUUUAGUCCUGACGUGCAUGGCUGAAGGGAGCUGGCCUUUAGAGUUCAAAUGGUUGUAUAAUGAUACGGAGUUGACACGUUUCUCUCUAGAGUACAGAUACCUGAUUCCGUCACUGGAUCGGUCCCACGCCGGGUUUUAUCGCUGCAUCGUGAGAAAUCGUGUGGGAGCGCUGAUGCAAAGGAAGACAGAAGUGCAGGUGGCAUAUAUGGCAGACUUUGAGAGUGGCGAAAGACAUCUGAGAGUCUCCCAAGGAAAUGCUGCAGUUAUCAGGGCACCAAGAAUUUCCAGCUUCCCCCAACCCCAAGUUACAUGGUUCAGAGAUGGACGGAAAAUCUCACCCAGCAGUCGAAUAGCUAUUACAAUGGAGAACACGCUUGUCAUCCUGUCGACAGUCGCUCCUGACACAGGACGGUACUAUGUUCAGGCAGUAAAUGACAGAAAUGGAGAAAACAAGACCAGCCAACCCAUUACCUUGACCGUAGAAAAUACAGGUGCUCCAGCAGACCCCAUAGCUCCAGUUAUAAUUAUCUCACCAAAGAACACAAGUGUAGUCUUGGGCUCUCCUGAGGUUACAAUGGAAUGUGUGGCCAAUGCCAGGCCACUAAUUAAGCUAAAUAUUAGCUGGAAGAAGGACGGUGUACCACUGAGAAGUGGAUUUAGUGACCAUCACCGGAAACUGACAAUUCUCAACUUGAAAGCGCGUGAUGCUGGCUACUAUGAAUGCGAAGCCGUUCUACGAAGCAGCAGCGUUCCGUCAGUCAGCGCAGGGGCCUACUUGUUUGUAUUGGAACACCCACAGCUGGUUCUGGAACCUGAACGUCACAUCACAGCCGAAAUAGAGAAAGUGGUGGAUAUUCCUUGUCAGGCACAAGGUGUUCCCGCACCAGUGGUGAAUUGGUACAAAGAUGCGACACUGAUUACAAGGUUAGCUGUCCCCAGGUACAGAGUGCUGUCCAAUGGCAGCCUGCAGAUCAAUGGACUGAUCCCUGACGACACUGGCAUGUUCCAGUGCUUUGCUCGAAACGAUGCUGGCGAGGUGCAAACGUUCACUUAUCUUGCAGUUACCAGUAUUCCUCCCAAUAUUACCAGGGGGCCUUCAGAUAGCACCGUGAUUGAUGGGCUGUCAGUCAUUUUGUCAUGUGAAACACUGGGGGCACCACGGCCAGCUAUCACCUGGCAGAGGGGAGAGAAAGUGCUUGCAAGCGGGUCUGUCCAAUUACCUCGUUUCACGUUGCUGGAAUCCGGCAGUCUUCUCAUCAGCCCAUCUCACAUCUCAGACGCUGGGAGUUACACAUGCCUGGCCACAAACUCUCGAGGAGUGGACGAGGCUUCAGGAGAUCUCAUUGUGUGGGCUCGCACUCGUAUCACAAAUCCCCCACAGGAACAGAGUGUAAUUAAAGGGACCAUGGCUGUACUGACCUGUGGUGUGACCCAUGACCCUAAUGUGGCAAUCAGACACGUGUGGCAGAAGAACGGGGCUGCGAUUGACGUGGAUGCCAUCCCACGUAUGCGAAUUGAUGAAGUCGGAACAUUAUACAUCUCUCAGACCUGGUCAGGCGACAUUGGCUUAUACACCUGUAAAGUGCUGUCUGUAGGAGGGAAUGAUUCUCGCAGUGCUCAAGUCAGAGUCAGGCAGCUGCCCCAUGCCCCAGAAAACCUGGCUGCUCAUUUGAGCACAAGUGAAAAGAGAGCCAUUUCGUUGACUUGGGCAAAAGCUUUUGAUGGGAAUAGUCCCCUGCUUCACUACAUUUUGGAAGUGUCUGAGAACAAUUCCCCUUGGACAGUUCACCUGAUGAGCGUAAACCCUGAAUCUGUGGGACUGACUGUCAGGGGACUCAUUCCAGCCAGGUCCUAUCAAUUCCGUAUUUGUGCCGUGAAUGAUGUUGGAAAGGGUCAGUACAGUCGAGAGACAGAGAGGUUAUCACUACCUGAAGAACCACCAAGUGCACCGCCACAAAAUGUCAUUGCAAGUGGCAGAACAAAUCAAUCCAUCAUGAUCCAAUGGCAGCCGCCCCCGGAAAACCAACAGAACGGAGCUCUGAAAGGUUACAUUAUCAGGUACUGCUUAGCAGGAUUACCUGUGGAGCAUCAGUACAAGAAUAUCACCAGUUCUGAUGUUAAUAAUUUCCUCCUUGAAGACCUUAUCAUCUGGACCAAUUACGAGAUUGCUGUGGCAUCCUAUAAUGGGGCUGGUUUGGGAAUCUACAGCCCAACAGUCACCGAGUGGACCCUGCAAGGGGUUCCUACAGUGCCUCCGGGAAAUGUGCAUACUGAAUCCAUUAAUUCCACAACCAUUCGAUUCACGUGGACACCACCCAGUCCUCAGUUUAUUAAUGGAAUAAACCAAGGUUACAAGCUGUUGGCUUGGGAGCCAGGUCAAAUGGAAGAGUUCACUAUGGUGACAGUUCGGCCAAAUUUCCAGGAUAUGGUUCACGUUGGUUACAUCCGAGGCUUGAAGAAGUUCGCGGAUUAUUACACCUCGGUGCUGUGCUUCACAACUCCUGGUGAUGGUCCGAGGAGUCCACCCAAACUUGUGCGCACUCAUGAAGAUUACCCUGGUCCAAUCGGACAUCUCAGUUUCACGGAGAUCCUGGACACUUCGUUGAAAGUAAGCUGGAGAGAGCCACAUGAGAAGAAUGGGAUUCUCACAGGUUACCGAAUCUCAUGGGAAGAGUAUAAUCGCACGAACACACGUGUGACACACUAUCUGCCAAACGACACCCUGGACUACCGUGUCACCGGGCUGACUGCUCUUACUACAUAUACCAUUGAGGUAGCAGCUAUGACAUCUAAGGGGCAGGGCCAAACCUCUUCCUCCACCAUUUCCUCAGGUGUUCCUCCAGAAUUACCAGGCUCCCCCACAAACUUAGCCAUCUCGAAUAUUGGCCCCCGUUCAGUAACGCUUCAGUUUAGACCUGGCUAUGACGGUAAAACCUCCAUUUCUCGAUGGUUGGUGGAAGCUCAGAUUGGCGUAAUAGGCGAGCAUGAAGAGUGGCAUCUUGUUCAUCAGCUGGUCAAUAAGCCUGAUGCUCGCUCACUGGAAGUCCCCAAUCUCAACCCGUACACACAUUACAGAUUUCGCAUGCGCCAGGUCAACAUUGUCGGAAUAAGUCUGCCAAGUCAGUUGUCACGCAAAAUCCAGACCCUGCAGGCACCACCGGACAUGGCUCCUGCCAACGUCACCCUGCGCACAGCCAGUGAGACCAGUCUCUGGCUCCGUUGGGUGCCACUGCCAGAAUCCGAGUACAAUGGUAAUCAGGAAUCAGUUGGAUACAAAAUUAAAUACGGGAAGUCAGAUGGAAAUGGAUCCACACUCACACACAUUAUCCAUGACCGAAUUGAGCGGGAAUUUACUAUCGAAGAUCUCGAAGAGUGGACUGAAUACAGGGUGCAAGUGCAAGCAUUCAAUGCUAUAGGCUCAGGACCAUGGAGUAAAGAGGUCAAGGGUCGCACGAGAGAAUCUGUUCCUUCCUCAGGACCAACAAAUGUCUCUUCCCUUGCUGUCAAUUCAAACAGUAUCCUGGUCAAGUGGAACGAGGUUCCACAACAGAAUCGUAAUGGACUCGUCCUUGGCUAUAAGGUCCUUUACAAGGAGAAGGACUUGGAAGUUCCUAUGAAGUUCAAGACCAUUGAAGGCAACACUACACACGCUGUUCAACUUACUGACUUGGGGAAGUUUGUGCUGUAUGAGAUCCAAGUCCUUGCUUUUACCAGAAUUGGAGAUGGAAUGCCAAGCUUCCCACCCAUUCUUAAGAGAACCCUAGAUGAUGUGCCUGGACCUCCUGUGGGGAUUCUGUUUCCAGAGGUUCGAACAACAUCUGUGCGUUUAGUUUGGCAGCCUCCAACAGAACCUAAUGGGAUCAUUCUGGCUUACCAAGUGACGUAUCGAUUAAAUACAAGUAGCACGAAUACCGCCACCGUUGAUGUGUUGAAUGCAAGUGCCCGCCAGUAUACAGCUAUUGGACUAAAGCCAGAAUGCAGUUACGUUUUCCGCAUUACAGCUCAGACUCGUAAAGGGUGGGGCGAAGCAGCAGAAGCCUUGGUGGUCACAACAGAAAAGAGAGCUCACCCGCAACCUCCCAGCAAACCUGUCAUACAACAGCAGGAUGUGCAGUCACGCAGUGUGCUGUUGUCAUGGGAACCAGGCAGUGAUGGACUAUCUCCAGUUCGAUACUACACCAUCCAAACUCUAGAGUUACCCAAUGGAAACUGGUCACUUCACUCAGCUUCAGUCAGCCAUGAGUCUGUCACAUAUCUUGUAGAGAGACUUAAACCUUUCACCUCUUACAAAUUCCGUGUGAAAGCGACUAAUGACAUUGGCGACAGUGAAUAUAGUGAGGAGUCUGAUUCUGUCACUACGCUGCAGGCAGCUCCAGAUGAGGCACCGGAAAUUCUCUCUGUGACACCACACACUACAACCUCUGUAAUGAUUCGCUGGCAGCCACCAGCAGAAGAGAAAAUUAAUGGAAUACUUUUAGGAUAUCGGAUUCGAUACCGAGAACUAGUUUAUGACAACUACAGAAGUUUUACCCUUCGAACUGUGGGUAAUCCCAGUGUUAAAUGGUCUGAACUAACACCAGUGUAUCAUGUUCGGAACCUGAGUGAUUCUUCACUAGCACAAUAUGAGCUGGACAAACUGAGCAAGCACAAGCGCUAUGAAAUCCGAAUGAGUGUGUACAAUGCAGUAGGGGAAGGGCCAACCAGCCCUCCUCAAGAAGUGUUUGUGGGUGAGGCAGUUCCCACUGCGCCAGCCCAAAAUGUGCAGGUGCAGGGCUCAACAGCAACGCAGUUGGACGUGACCUGGGAACCACCCCCACCGGAAGCACAGAAUGGUGACAUGCAAGGCUAUAAGAUUUAUUACUGGGAGUUCCAGCGACAGGCUGAGACAGAAAAAUUGAAGACACUCUUCCUCCCCGAAACCAAUGUUAAAUUGAAGAACCUGACUGGGUACACCACCUACUUGAUCAGUGUGAGUGCCUUUAAUGCUGCUGGUGACGGUCCUAGAAGUACACCGAUCAGGGGUCGGACACAACAGGCAGCUCCGAGUGCUCCAAGCUACAUUCGAUUUAGUGAAUUGACAACGACCUCGGUGAACGUGUCCUGGGGAGAACCAAAGUAUCCAAAUGGAAUAAUUGAAGGAUAUCAACUGGUUUAUGAGCCCUGCACACCUGUUGACGGUGUGAGUAAGAUUGUGACUGUGGACGUGAAGGGAAGCAGUCCCCGUUGGAUGAAAAUAAAAGACCUGUCAGAUGGUGUGACUUAUGCUUACCGAAUCAAAGCUAAAACGUUCACAUAUGGACCAGAAAUUGAGGCAAAUAUUACCACCGGACCAGGAGAAGGUUCUCCAGGUCCCCCAGGUGAGCCAUUGAUCUACAGGUAUGGUUCCGUCAUUACUAUUCAUUGGUCCAGUGGAGACUCCGGAAAAGCACCCAUCAGUCGCUAUGUCAUUGAAGCCAGACCAUCAGAUGAAGGUCUAUGGGAUAUUCUAAUUAAGGAUGUUCCUAAAGAAGUGACAUCAUACACCUUCAGCAUGGACAUCCUGAAGCAAGGUGUGAGCUAUGAUUUCCGAGUAAUAGCAGUAAAUGACUAUGGGUAUGGAACACCAAGUUCCCCUUCUCCAUCUGUUUCAGCCCAGAAUGCAACCCCAUUUUACGAGGAGUGGUGGUUCCUGGUGGUAAUCGCCCUAGUUGGACUCAUCUUUAUCCUCCUGCUGGUGUUUGUACUGAUAAUUCGCGGCCAGAGCAAAAAGUACACCAAGAAAACAGACUCUGGAAGUAACACAAAAGCAGGCACAAUGGCUCAUGAAGAAAUCUUGAGUUUAGACAAUGGGCGAUUCCCCGCACUGGAACUCAACAACAGGCGUCUUUCAGUGAAGAAUUCCUUCUGUAGAAAGAACGGUAUCUACAACAGAUCACCGCCACGGCCAAGUCCUGGUAGCCUCCAUUACUCAGAUGAGGAUAUCAGCACAAAAUACAAUGAUCUAAUCCCAGCAGAGAGCAGCAGUCUAACUGAGAAACCCUCUGAAAUGUCAGACUCUCAGGGCAGUGACAGUGAUUGUGAAGUCGAUCAGAACAGACCUAAGACACAUUCCUUUGUUAAUCACUACAUAAGUGAUCCUACAUAUUACAACUCAUGGAGACGGCAGCAGAAAGGCAUCUCAAGAAUUCAAGCCUACAGUUACACAGAGAGUGAAUCAGGUGAUCCAGCUCAUAGCCACCAAUCUGCUGCUAAUUCAACCAACAACAUCCAUGUUCCUCAACAAGGCAGCCUCUACCGAGUUAAGAGAAGUCUUACACCCACUCCCCAGCAUCACUCCAACAGUAGCAGCCAGCCAGGUACCCUGUAUCGACCUGCCAGCAGCCUUGCUCCAGGAUCUAGAACACCACUAGCAGGAUUUUCUUCUUUUGUUUAAAUAACGCAAGAAGAAGUUGUUAGUUUUGAAGAGUUAUUGUGUGGAAGACAAUCAGUAAUAUGCUGUUUGCAGCCUUACACAGAUUUUAUUUGGAGAUAUACAACACAACUGAAUGGAAAUGAACCUUUACAAGAGGAUCCAGGGAAACGUCCUGCCAUGGCUCCCGGAGAAAGAGCACUUAAACAAUUGCAAACAACGUGGAGGGUCAGACAGCUACCCACAGAACUAUUCAUUUUACCCAAUGGGCUUAGAUUCUGUUUGGUUGAAAAGUAUAUGAGUCCCAUGUAUGAUUAUACAUGUGAGAGAUAAAUAUAAUCCGAUGUUAUAGUAGCCAAUUGCCAAGUCAAAAAAUCUAGUGGCUAUUGUUAAUUUCAGUGUGCCCAUUUUAUAUAAAACUGGUUGAAUUUAGUUGCUUUCUUGACUAUUUGCAACUAUUCUGAUUGGCGAGUUCUUAACUUCAUUACUGCUGCAUGACUGCUACGGUGUGAGUCCCCAAUUAGCUAGUUUUCUGCGCUUUCUAAUAUUAUAGUGUUAAUAAUUUUGUCAUUUCUUUUAAAAUAUUUUCUUUGAACAGAUCUUCAGAUUCAUAUCUGAAGAUAUGAAAGUCUGUCUGCCUUUUCUUUGUCUGUUGACUUGUGGUUGUAAUUCACGAAGACAAAAAAAUGUUUGCAUGAAUCACAAGACAUUAUUGGCCAUGUGUUCGUAAAGUUAGUUAUUGUGUUUUUUUAAUAGAAUUACAAAAUGCAGAAAGUGUUCCCUCAAAAAUAAGGCAAGACAUCUGUCCUUAGGUUUAAAAGCGAGAUAUCUAUGAAAUAUCCUAUCUGUAGAAGCUAAUGGGUGAAGGUUGUCAGUAGAUUUUCUUCCACAAUAAUAACUGUUAUCAGGAUAAGGUAUUUAUUCAUUCCAAUAGCAUAAGGCACAAAUGUUUACUGUUUGCUAGUUGGGAAAUGGCUGCAUAUACUAUUAAAUUCAAUCUAGUUUACAGCAGAUCUCUCAGAUUAUGUUAAUAAAAUUCAAAAGUAGUUCAGGCACAUUUUGUUAAAUCCUGUCAUCAGUCUCAUGAAAAGUCCACUUAUUUGUAAGGAGUCAUAAUGAUUCUGCCAUCCCUCUUCAUUUCUUCUGCUUAGUUAUUUUGCUCUGAUGUAAAGACUAACACUGCCAUGUAGGGCCACUGUACAAACUUUAAAGAAAGGUAAAGUCACAAAAUAUAUGUAGGGAUAUUGAAUUGCCAAAAAGAACAAUGGUGUUCGAGCUGUAAGCAGCCAAAUAGCAGUGAUGUGGGUCAUUCUUCCAAACAUAAUUGCUGUAGUUGUAGAAGCCACUGGCAGCAACCAUUUUGCUUUUCCAACAGUUCUUAGCAACUUCAAUCCAAAGCAAUUCAUUCAGCAGAGGAAAGACAUUUGAAUUCCCAGGGUACAAAAAAUUUAUAAGCCACAUAUUGAACUUCUAAAAAUUGGAUGUAAUGUGGUCAUGUUAAAUUCUGACCUAUCGCUCAACAUUCUUUUUUUAAAAAAUGUACUUUAUUUUCUCAUUUUCCCACUUCACAGGCUUUUGUGAAAAAUACUAUCUUGCAGCUCUGAAUGACCAUAUUGGCUAGCUUGCAUAGUACUUAUUUUGUAAGCAAGAUUGAUGUCACAGAAGCAACUAAUCACUUCCAAAUCCAAAUUGAAGUUGAUUUGUAAUAACAGAGGAAUAUAUAUUAUCAUUAAAUACCAAGAGAAUUUUCUCUUGCAUGGUAUUUUGUGACCCGAGGGCGAAUUGCAGUCCUCAGGUCAGAACAUAGUCAUUUGUAUCAAAUUGAUGUUUAUUAUUAAAGAACUACAGGAAAACAGAUUGAUGGUUUUAAUAUACUCAUACUGGAAAACUUUUUGAUGUGAUCCUAGUGCAAAGUGAUUUUCCUUCCUUCUGAAACCAAAUCAAUAAAACAGAAAUGUAACACAUUCUGUACAACUGGAUGGCAGUUCAUCUUACUGCAAAAUUCAAAGGUAUUUCCUGUUCCUGUUCCGGUUUGCAAUACUUCAUUGUGGGAUAAGAUACCAGGCAUGGAACUGAUAUUGGAGAUCACCUCUCUAUUGUGAAAAGCUACCAUUUGUCCCCAAACUGAAUUAAUAAUCCUUAUACCACCAAGCAUCAUUCAAAGUCAGUACUAAAGCUGAUCAUUUUACAGAACUGUCUGAAAUGUAUUUAGGAGUUAGUCACAGUGGAGAUGCCAGACUGAAGCUACAGGGAGAGAAAUGACCAGCAUUUUUAAACAUGCCAAGUUCCUUCAUGGUCAUUAAAAUACUUCCCAAGUAUAGUUACUGUGGAUAUAUACAAAAUCUGGCAGUCAAUUUACACAUGCAAAUUACCCCGAACAAAAGCUCUGUGAUAACGAUGGAUAAUCUAUUCUAGUAAUGUCGACUAAAAGUAUAAUUACAGGGCAUGCAUUGUUUUAGCAACAUCAAUUUGAUGUUUUUACCUACGUAUUGUAACAUCAGCAAUUCAGCAAUUCCUCAAGUGAGUGCACUGGAGCCUUUGCAUUAAUUUGUAAAUGGAGUUGGACAUGAGCUCUUAGCUUUCAAACUUAAUGUUACUAAAUGAUCCAAGGCUAAAAAUAAUGGAAAAGUAAAUGUCUUUUAGUCUACAAGACACAAGAACAGAGUUAGACUGUUCAACUCAUCAGGUCUGCUCUGCCAUUCCAUUAUGGCUGAUUUAUUUUCCUUUCUGCCUUCUCCCUGUAUUCUUUGAUGGCCUUACUAAUUGAGAAACUAUCAAACUCCACUUUAAAUAUACCCAACGAGUUGCCUUCCACAGCCGUCUGUGGCAAUGAAUUCCACACUCACCACUUUCUAGCUAAAGAGAUUCUCCUCUUCUCUGUUCUUAAGGGACAUGCACUUCAUUAGAAGAAAUGAAAGUGUUGACUUUUUUUCUGAAUGGAGAGAAAAUACAAAAAACUGAGGCGCAAAGAGCCCUUGUGCAUGAUUCGCUACGGGUUAAUUUGCAGCUUAAGUCUGUGGUGAGGAAGGCAAAUGCGAUAUUAGCAUUCAUUUCAAGAGGACUAGAAUAUAAAAGCAAGGAUGUAAUGUCGAAACUUUAUAAAGCACUGGUGAGGCCUCACUUGGUGUAUUGUGAACAGUUUUGGUCCCCUUAUCUUAGAAAGGAUAUGCUGAAACUGGAGAGGAUUCAAAACAGGUUCACAAAAAUGAUACCAGGUUGAACGGCUUACGAAGAGUGUUUGUUCGCUCUGGGCCUGUAUUCACUAGAGUUGAGAUGAAUAAGGAGUGACCUCAUUGAAACCUCUGAAAUGGUGAAAGGCCUUGAUAGAGUGGAUGUGAAGAGGAUGUUUCCUAUGGUGGGAGAGUCUAAAACCAGAGGACACAGCCUCUGAAUAGAGGGGUGUCCUUUUAGAAUGGAGAUGAUGAGGAAUUUCUUUAGCCAGAGAGUGAUGAAUCUGUCGAAUUUGUUGCCACAAGCAGCUAUGGAAGCCAAGUCUUUAUGUAUAUUUAAGGCAGAGGUUGAUAGAUUCGUGAUUGGUCAGGGCAUGAAGGGAUACAGGAAGAAGGCAGAAGAUUGGGGCUGAGAGGAAAAUUGGAUCAGCCAGGAUGAAAUGACAGAGCAGUCUCGAUGGGCCAAUUGGCCUAAUUCUGCCCCUGUGUUUUACGGUCUUAGAAAGCCUUAGCAUUACAUCCUUGUUUGUUUUUAUAUUCAUAUCCUCUUGAAAUGAAUGCUAACAUUGUGAUUGCCUUCCUUAUCACUGACUCAACCUGAAAGUUAACCCUUAGAGCAGGGGUUCCACAGACCCCUUGGUUAAUGGUAGGGGGCCACUGCUUAAAAAAAAGGUCGUGAAUUCCUGCUUUAGAGAAUCCUGCACUAGGAUUCCCAAGGCCCUCUGUACCUCCAAUUUCUGAAUAUGCUGCCCAAGAUGAAAAUAGUAUUUUUCUUUAUUCCUUCUACCAAAGUGAAGAGCCAUUCACUUCCCUAAACUAUAUAUCACCUCCAGCUUCUUUGCCCAUUCUGCUAAUCUGUCCAACUCCUUCUGUGGACUCCCUGCUUCCUUAACAUUGCUAUCCCUUCACCUCUCUUUGUAUUGUCUGCAAACCUGGCCACUUUUCCCUGCCAACCCUUGCAGCUUUCAAUGGGGUUAGUUGGUCCCCCAAUUUCUGCCAAAACAUUGGUCGGGCAAGAUUUCCCCUCAGGGGAACCAUGCAGACUCUUUUUUUAUCAUAUGCAAGCACACAGAAACCUUAUUCUUAAUAAUUAAUGGUGAUGAUAAAUCUCUGAAUAACUGCUGAUACUAAAUAAGACUUUACAAAACCAAAAGUUAUGUAGUCUCAGGAUAAAUUAAAAUAGGGCUGUUGCCUUACAGCUACUGAAACCCAGGUGUGACUUUGACCUCUGAUGCUGUCCUUGUGGAUAUAGCACAUUCUCUCUAUGAUCAUGUGGAUUACUUUCGGGUGCACAAGCUUUCUCUCACUGGCCAAAGCCGUUGUUGGUAGAUUAUUUAGAUACUGUAAAUUGCCACUAUCAAAGUUAGGCAGCAGAAGAAUCAGGGAGGGAAGCAGUACACUUCAUGGGAAUGUGAGGAGAAGUGGUAUUAAUAUAAAUGGGUGCUUUAUUAUCAGCAUAGACUUUGUCAUUUUGUUUUAAAUUCACGUUUCUUCAAAUAUAAUUAAAUAUUAUGAGGGAGUAUGUAUUUAAUUUUUAAAUUUAUUGCUGAAAUUGUCAUGGUUUUGUGAUUGUGUUGGCGUGUGGCCUAGUGGAUAAGGCAUUGGUCUAGUGAUCUGAAGGUCACGGGUUUGAGCCUCAGCUGUGGCAGCAUGUUUGUGUCCUUGAGCAAGGCACUUAGCAACACAUUGCUCUGCGACGACACUGGUGCCAAGCUGCUUGGGUCCCAGUGCCCUUCCCUUGGGCAACAUCAGUGGUGUGGAGAGGGGAAGGCUUGCAGCUUGGGCAACUGCCGGUCUCCCAUACAACCCUGCCCAGGCCUGCGCCCUGGAAACCUUCCAAGGCGCAAAUCCAUGGUCUCGCAAGAUUAAUGGAUGCCUAUUAUUAUUAUUUGUGAGGAUGCUAUUUAAAUGCAGAAAGACACAUACAUUUGUUACAAUUUUAGGUGAUCAUCAGAAAAGUAAUUUUAGGGAAUGAUUACAUCUUAGUUGCAAAAUGGUUGAGGACUAUGGUGCAAAAUUGAAACAUAGAAAUUAAGAGGUUGAAGUUAGAUUUGUAAAACCUAAUAGAUGUGCAGAGGAAAGAUAGAGUGAGAGAAAUAAGAUUUCCUGUGGGUUUGAGAUGACAGAAAUACUGUGUAGAGCAGGAAGCUGAGGGGUGAGUCCUCAGUUAGAAGCCCAGAUUUUGCAAUCAGCAGCAAAGCUUCAUUGCACCAACUGGUCACCCACUGCUUCUUGAAAUUUAUGGUUCUGGGAGAUCCUACUCAGCACAGUAUCCAAUUCAGAUUUGUGACCAAUAUGACUGAAGAAUCCUCUCUUAGGCUCACAGAAUCCAAAACCAGGUAGGUAUAAAUUAGAACAGUCAAUGUAAAGUCAUGAAUGUAAAAUGAAUUUAAAGAAAGAUAGGUGGAAAUGUCAGGAAAGAACAGAUAUAAAUUAGAGCGAGAUAAAAGAGGUACUGUAUGGCUAAACAGUUACUGACACAUUUCUAAAGAACAGGUUAGUAGGUUAUUUGGUCACAUGGGUGUAAUAGUGCCGUGCAGUGGGCCAGAGAGGCCUGCUACCAUGCUGUAUCUCUAAAUAAACACAUGCAUAUUACAAGUUUUGAAGUACAUAUACUUUGAUCUGGAUGAUGGGGUGGUAAAUUGGAUUAGUAAGUAUGUAGAUGAUACUAGGAUAGGUGGCAUUCUGGAUAAUGAAGUAGGUUUUCAAAGCUUGCAGAGAGAUUUAGGCCAGUUAGAAGAGUGGGCUGAAAGAUGGCAGAUGGAGUUUAAUGCUGGUAAGUGUGAGGUGCUACAUUUUGGUAGGACUAAUCAAGGUAGGACAUACAUGGUAAAUGGUAGGGCAUUGAGGAAGGCAGUAGAACAGAGUUAUCUAGGAAUAUUGGUGGAUAGUUCCCUGAAGGUGGAAUCUCACGUGGAUAGGGUGGUGAAGAAAGCUUUUGGUAUGCUGGUCUUUAUAAAUCAGAGCAUUGAGCAUAGGAGUUGGAAUGUAAUGUUAAAAUUGUACAAGGCAUUGGUAAGGCCGAAUUUGGAGUAUUGUGUACAGAUCUGGUCACCAAAUUAUAGGAAAGAUGUCAACAAAAUAGAGAGAGUACAGAGGAGAUUUACUAGGAUGUUACCUGGGUUUUAGUACCUAAGUUACAGAGAAAGGUUGAACAAGUUAGGUCUUUAUUCUUUGGAGCGUAGAAGGUUGAUGGGGGACUUGAUAGAGGUAUUUUAAAUUAUGAAGGGGAUAGAUAGAGUUGACGUGGAUAGGCUUUUUCCAUUGAGAGUAAGGGAGAUUCAAACAAGAGGACAUGAGUUGAGAGUUAAGGGGCAAAAGUGUAGGGGCAACCCGAGGGGGAACUUCUUUACUCAGAGAGUGCUAGCUGUGUGGAACGAGCUUCCAGUAGAAGUGGUAGAGGCAGGUUCGAUAUUGUCAUUUAAAAAAAAUUGGAUAGGUAUAUGGACAGGAAAGGAAUGGAGGGUUAUGGGUUGAGUGCAGGUAGGUGGGACUAGGUGAGAGUAAGCGUUUGGCACAGACUAGAAGGGCCAAGAUGGCCUGUUUCCGUGCUGUAGUUGUUAUAUGGUUAUAUAAGUUUUAGAAGUUAGAAAUUGUAUAUUAUGUACACUUAUACUGUAUCAGCUUAUUGAAAAGUGGCACCCUCAGUCAUUAUGAAUUUCAGAGUAAAUCAAGAGGAUGUGCCACGGUGGCAAGUGGCAGCCCAUUAAUCAUCUGUCCCUUGCUUCACCCUUUCUCCCUGUCUCCACCCCCAGCACUGCCACCCAUAUCGUCCAUGAACUCAAAAACAGUACUUGUAGAAAAAAAAUCACGUCACUUUUGGAGAAACUCCAAAGAGAUAAUGUUAAAGUUCAGAUAGUAGUUACUAAAGGCUCAGAUUGAUAUUGGGUUGUGUGACACAGUUUGAUUUACCAACUUAGAUAAAUACAAACAUCCUGUAUGUCCAUUGCAAAGAAAGAAGGGCAUUGGUGCUAAUGUCUUUGUCUUAUGUCCUUUUUAGUAAUCUGCAUAAGCUGCACAAAGCAAGUGUUAUUUGAAUAAAAUAUUUUCACUAUUACUGAGUAUCUCAGUGCACAGAAAGUAGAUUGAUAAAUAUUUGAAGAGUGCAAUUUCAGUUUGAGGUGUUAGGCAAUGGAGCCAUACAUUUACUGGUCGAUCUUACAUAUCAAAAAUGUACAUACGAGGGGUGAUUGAUAUGUUCAUGGCCUAAGGUAGAAGGAGUCAAUUUUAGAAAACCUA
Messenger RNA from Hypanus sabinus (Atlantic stingray), 14811 nucleotides. RefSeq names its product sidekick cell adhesion molecule 2b (gene sdk2b). The transcript is spliced from 45 exons. The coding region runs from base 866 to 7426 and encodes 2186 amino acids. The record is from RefSeq and is a predicted model, not a curated record. Lineage: Eukaryota; Metazoa; Chordata; Chondrichthyes; Myliobatiformes; Dasyatidae. Gene Ontology annotation, molecular function: protein binding.